AUGGACGUGGACGUGGACGUGGACAUGGACGUGGACGUGGACAUGGACGUGGACGUGGACGUGGACAUGGACGUGGACGUGGACGUGGACGUGGACGUGGACGUGGACGUGGACGUGGACGUGGACGUGGACUGGACACAUGGACGUGGACGUGGACGUGGACGACGUGGACGUGGACAUGGACGUGGACGUGGACGUGGACAUGGACGUGGACGUGGACGUGGACAUGGACGUGGACGUGGAAAUGGACGUGGACGUGGACAUGGACGUGGACGUGGACGUGGACGUGACGUGGACGUGGACGUGGACGUGGACGUGGACGUGGAAAUGGACGUGGACGUGGACGUGGACAUGGACGUGGACGUGGACAUGGACGUGGACGUAAAUGGACGUGGACGUGGACGUGGACGUGGACAUGGACGUGGACGUGGACGUGGACAUGGACGUGGACAUGGACGUGGACAUGGACGUGGACGUGGACAUGGACGUGGACGUGGACAUGGACGUGGACGUGGACGUGGACGUGGAAAUGGACGUGGACGUGGACGUGGAAAUGGACGUGGACGUGGACGUGGACGUGGACGUGGACGUGGACGUGGACAUGGACGUGGACGUGGACGUGGACGUGGACGUGGACGUGGACGUGGACGUGGACGUGACGUGGACGUGGACAUGGACGUGGACAUGGACGUGGACAUGGACGUGGACGUGGACGUGGACGUGGACGUGGACGUGGACGUGGACGUGGACGUGGACGUGGACGUGGACAUGGACGUGGACGUGGACGUGGACGUGGACGUGGACAUGGACGUGGACGUGGACGUGGACGUGGACGUGAAAUGGACGUGGACGUGGACGUGGACAUGGACAUGGACGUGGACGUGGACGUGGACGUGGACGUGGACGUGGAAAUGGACGUGGACGUGGACGUGGACGUGGACAUGGACAUGGACGUGGACAUGGACGUGGACGUGA
This is a messenger RNA of Closterium sp. NIES-65, 975 nucleotides long. The record is from the annotation of a GenBank genome assembly. NCBI's taxonomy places the organism in Eukaryota, Viridiplantae, Streptophyta, Zygnematophyceae, Desmidiales, Closteriaceae.